AUGACCACUUCCCAGACGGACAACCAGAUAUCAGUUGACGACCGGAAGGAUCCUGAGAGUCAAACAAAGCCCUUGGAGCACCCUCUUCUCUAUGACGCAACACCGUCCACUGUUCUCGUUGAAUUCGUCGGAAAGGAUGAUCCAUACCAUCCUAUGAACUGGCCAUUUCGGAAGAAAGUCUUUACAACUCUUCUUUACGGCCUUACAACAUGUUGGAUUACAUUUGCAUCAGCCGUCUUUGCACCAGGCUCAAGCCAAGUGUCAGAAGACUUUCACGUCAACUCAGAGGUGGCAGCAUCUGGUAUUAGUCUAAUGGUCUUUGGCUUCGGGCUAGGUCCCCUCCUCUGGGCACCCUUAAGUGAAGUAUAUGGGCGGAAAUGGGUAGUGAUACUGCCUUACUUUGUUGCGGCUAUAUUUUCCUUUGGAACUGCAACAGCGAAGGACAUACAGACUGUUCUAAUUACCCGAUUCUUUGCGGGGUUGUUUGGAAGCGCGCCUGUGACGAAUACAGGUGGUGUAAUGGCUGAUAUAUGGCCACCUGAGCAACGUGGUCUUGCUAUUGUUGGGUAUGCUAUCACCAUCGUUGGCGGACCAACACUUGCACCAAUCAUUGGGGGUGCUCUCGUGUCGUCCAGUCAGCUUCGUUGGAGGUGGACUGAGUACCUUACCGGUAUUCUUAUGAUGGUGCAGGUGGUUUUGGAUAUCGUGGGCUUAGACGAAAGCUACCCCCCGGUAUUACUGGCAUACAAGGCUCAUCGACUACGUUUCGAGGGCAAGAACUUUGCAUUGCAUGCCAAGCAAGAUGAAUGGAGCUUCUCGCUGAAAGAGAUUUCACAGAAAUAUCUCAUUCGCCCAUUUCAAAUGUUAGGAACGCCCAUCUGUCUAUUGAUGAGCAUAUAUGCGUCCUUCGUUUAUGGAAUAUUGUACGCAAACCUCGAGGCAUUUUCUUAUGAGUUUCAAAAACUCCGCAGAUGGGGCCCAGUUGUCGGCAACCUUCCAUUUAUCGCUCUCCUCGUUGGAAUUUUCUUUGCCGCAGCGAUCAACAUAUACAACAACCGAUAUUACUUCGAGAAGUUCAAAGCAAAUGACAAUAAAGCAGUUCCCGAGGCUCGCUUACCGCCGAUGAUGGUUGGAGGAUUUGCAUUCACUGCAGGUCUCUUCGUAUUUGGAUGGACCUCGUCACCGACAAUCAAUUAUUGGCCUUCUAUCAUUGGGAUCGCCUUGAUAGGCUUUGGCUUUACAACCAUAUUUCAAGCAGCACUCAACUACUUGGUGGACACCUUUACACGAUUCAGUGCUAGUGCCGUCGCUGCUACGACCUUUCUGCGCUCAAUGAUGGCGGGUGCAUUCCCGCUAUUUGUAAGCCCCAUGUAUCGUAAGAUCGGGGUUGACUGGGGUACCACUGUCUUUGGUUGUAUCGCAGCGGUAUUGAUUCCUGUACCAUUCUUAUUCUUUUUCUGGGGAAAGCAGAUCCGAGCUCGUGGAGAGUGGAGCAAACAUACAAUUUAA
Messenger RNA from Penicillium antarcticum, 1509 nucleotides. RefSeq names its product MFS transporter. The coding region runs from base 1 to 1509 and encodes 502 amino acids. The transcript has 5 exons. Gene Ontology annotation, biological process: transmembrane transport. Gene Ontology annotation, molecular function: transmembrane transporter activity. The record is from RefSeq and is a predicted model, not a curated record. NCBI's taxonomy places the organism in Eukaryota, Fungi, Ascomycota, Eurotiomycetes, Eurotiales, Aspergillaceae.